This is a messenger RNA of Rotaria sp. Silwood2, 363 nucleotides long. The record is from the annotation of a GenBank genome assembly. NCBI's taxonomy places the organism in Eukaryota, Metazoa, Rotifera, Eurotatoria, Philodinida, Philodinidae.
AUGGAUUCAUUAUAUGUUGAUGAAUUAAAAAAAAGUAUAAAUGAUUUAAUGAGUAAUCUUGAAAGUUUACCUGUACAUGGAGGAUCUGAACAAAAAUUUUUAAAGAAUGAUGUUGGUUUAUCAAAAUUAGCAUUCGCUUUAAAUUCUAAUGUUAAAAUAACAUGUAAAGAAGUACAUGGUUUAAAAUCAAUUCCAACAAAUCGUAUUGUUUAUUGUACAAUGGAAGUUGAAGGAGGAGAAAAAUAUCGAACUGAACAUGCUGAAGCUGGAAAACCUGUUUGGGAAUCUUCAGCUGAAUUUCCAACAAAUCAAAUUUUACCUAUUAUUAAAGUUAAACUUUUUAUGGAAAAUCCAGUUACUUAG